Pseudomassariella vexata is the source of this 1059-nucleotide messenger RNA. RefSeq lists its product as uncharacterized. NCBI's taxonomy places the organism in Eukaryota, Fungi, Ascomycota, Sordariomycetes, Amphisphaeriales, Pseudomassariaceae. The transcript is spliced from 6 exons. Bases 1 to 1059 code for a protein of 352 amino acids. The record is from RefSeq and is a predicted model, not a curated record.
AUGGCCGUUGUCGCAGUCACUGCUACGCCGCUCAAGUUGUCGCUGAAGAACAAGCUUGGUGGGCAACUCAACGCCUAUGUUACGGGUCAAGAUACUGCGGGAGACGUUGUCAUGCUCGCACCAGACGGCUCCUGGUACCAUCCUGAUGCUGGAGGAAGCACAAGUCCUGUUCAAAUCAACGCCGCGAAUGUCACACUUCCUCUCACAGGCGAUGUCACAGAACUCACGAUCCCAGAUUUUAUCUCAGCGGGUCGCAUUUGGGUUGCUGUGGGAGAGCUACAAUUCUUCACUCUCGUUGAACCUUCGGCCGUAAACCCUGAUGAUCCCUCAGCCGAUGUCAACUGGGGUUUCGUGGAACUUACAAACACGGAAAAGAGCGGCAUUUACGCCAACAUCUCUUUCGUCGAUUGGGUCGGCCUACUUUUGGGAAUGUCCUUAACGCUUGGUAGCGGUGAGGUUCAAACCGUCGAAGGUCUCGCCAAGAAUGCCGUUUCAAGCAUUUGCAACGACAUGAAGACGCAAGCCGCUGACGGUCAACCAUGGGAUAAAAUGUGUGUUUCUGACGCAAGUGAUUACACCGACUACGCUAACAAGGUCUGGGAUCAGUAUACCAACCAGGACCUUGUUUUCGACACGCAGAACGCGGGAAACACCACUUGCCGCGCCAACGGUGACCAGCUCACUUGCACCAAUGACAACCGCGCUUAUGCACGCCCUACCGUUGGUGACAUUUGGGGCUGCAACUCAGGGCCUUUUGCAAUGACUCAAGAUGAUAACGAUAUCCAUAAAGCCGUCGUACCCCGUCUCUGUGCCGCGUUCCAGCGCUCAACACUGCUCCUAGACGGUGGUGAUGUGCAGCCCAGCUCGGCAGUAGGUAAGGACACGUACUACAAAGAGACGCCAACCAACCACUACAGCCGUAUUGUGCACAAUUAUUUGGUGGGUGGUCGAGGUUAUGCCUUCGCAUAUGAUGAUGUCAAUCCAGAUGGCGAGAAUGCUGCUGGUGUUGUUUCUGGACCCAGCCCUCAGGAGCUGGCAAUCACUAUUGGUGGGGCGUGA